This is a messenger RNA of Symbiodinium natans, 4170 nucleotides long. The record is from the annotation of a GenBank genome assembly. NCBI's taxonomy places the organism in Eukaryota, Dinophyceae, Suessiales, Symbiodiniaceae.
AUGGCAGAGGAAGGAAGCGAAGAUCCCGAAAUUGGGGAAACAGCAGAAGCCGCAGGAGGUGAUUCGAUAGAUGAGAAACAAAUGAUCUGCGCAUUAUUUAAAACAGUACGCAUGCGAUACCUUGCAGCCCGAGCCAGCAUUGCAGCAUCCUCCAUGAAGCUGCAAACCCUGCAGCGCGGGCGCGUCGCCAAAGUUGAGAUGAUGAAGAUGCGUGAGGCAGUAAAGUGCUUUGACACUGUUGCCCCUGUGCUAAAGAGCCUCGUGCUGCGCAUCCGCCUUGCAAGCUUCGAGGAGCGUAGUGCCGUGUUGCGGCUGCAGCAAGCUGGUCGAGUGGCAAUUGCCAAGCGCCGCAUUCACACUAGAUGCAUUGAACGCCUGCAAGUGCUUCUCGCUGGACUCGAGAAAAAGGUGGAGGCUCAGCAAGUGCUUUCCAAACUGCACAUGCGUCGGCGCAUGCGAGCACAUCCUGAAAGUUUGCUACGCGUGGCCCUGAAGGGUGUGCAGUUGCGGAAGCAGCUAGCGGAGCGGAGAGAACAUGAAGCUGUAACCUGUAUCCAAGCAUGUGCUCGUGGCGGUUUCCAGCGUGAACGACACAAAAUGAAGAAGCAGGAACUUGCUGGGCAAACCGUGCGAAACGUUUGUCGACGAUUCGCUGCCCAGCAGAGACUUACUGCCUCUUCGCAACAAAAGGCGUUACAGCAUGCUGCUCAGCUCUGGAAGGCCGUGAUUCAAACCUAUCGGCAACGAUCGCAGCUGGCAUUUAAUGUGCUUUGUAGUCGAUCAGGCAUCAAGAUCACUGCGAUGUGGCGUGGGGCACUGGGAAGGCGGGCUGCUCGGAAGGCUCGGUUUGAGAAGUUGGCUCAACGUGCCAGCAACACAUUGCGGAGCUUUGUUUACUGCUACCGGGCGCGCGAGAUGUUGGUGGGGCGACGAUUCGAGACAGACUAUGCUGAUAACCACAGAACCUUCUGCGCUGCCUGGCGAACCCUGAGACUGCGAAUGCGCCUGUGUCGCUACGUCGAUGAGGCCCGCAAGCGUGCUGCCAUGGAGGUGCUCUCCAGACAUGUGAAGGGAAUGUAUUUGCGCAGCGGUCGUGUCUUUGAUUGGGAAGCAUACGCCAAGCGAACUGGUCGCCGAAUAACCGAUGACAUUCGCGAGCGAAUGGCAUCUGACAAGGCAGAGGUGGAGUGGGCGAUUCGGGUUCGAAAGCACAUCCACCGCGUUCGCGUUGAGAUUGAGGACGAGAGAUUGCAAGUGACCAACAUGGCCGCUUUGCAGUUGCAAAGGAGCUGGCGAGCUCGGCAGGUGAGGCUGCAGCAGUUCAUGUCCCGGUUGGCCUUGCGGCUUGCAGCUGAACGUCGGACCUUGCUGGCACUCCAGCGAUCAGAGGUGCAGGCACUGCAUAGCUUAGAUUCUGUCCCAGCUGGACGCGCACUUCGGCCGUUUCACGUGCAAUUGGUGAGUGCUCGGCCUGAUCCCCCUCGAGAUUGGCUUGCAUCUCUUGCAGAGGCCCCAGAGCCCCUGGUGGACAUGGACGCCGCCGACUCAUUUGCAAUCCUUGCCGGACGCAGUGGGAAGGCUUACUGUCUUCCAAGCCAUGCUGGUGCCGAGCUGAUUGGCUCGCCUGAACUUUUACAGCUGACUGGGCCUUUCGUGCUGCAGCAUCACCGCCUCCUCACAGCAAACCCACGUGUCGUGCAGGUGUCUUGUGGCUCUCAUCAUGCUCUUCUGAUGACAGUCGACGGGCUGGCUUUUGCUUGGGGGAAAAAUGACCAUGGUCAAUGUGGCAUCGGCUGGCCACGCCCCGAACAGAUCGAGCAACGCGUGGUGGCCCAAGCGACAUGCUUGCAGCCAUGGGCCGCAACACAUGGCGCCGCAACUGCGGAAAUGCGCUCUGCCGGCCUCUUGGAGCCACAGCGUGGGGAAAGCCUUACGGCUGCCUGCAAUGCUGGAGCCGUUUUACCCCGGCUCCAAAGUGUGUCGGCUGGACCAGAGAGCAAUCUUGCCUUGGAUUGCGAUGGACAGGCGUGGGCAUGGGGCAGUAAAACACACUUGGGACUUGCUUGCUGGAUACCGCUGGCACAGCCCCAUGCUGCACCUUCCAAGGGCACGGUGCGUCCGGGGGCGGACAGCCGGCAUCCUACGGCUUGUCCCUUUCUGCUCUUCCAGGUUAUCAAAGGCACCAAAGGCUCUGCCGAAGGAUCUGCAAAGAGUGCAAAAAGCUCGCCUGACUCGCGGAGCCUCUUGCAGGAAUUGGACCUGAAGGAGUUGCCAGGCAACGUGCUUGUGCCAACUUUGCUUUGCAACCUUACACCGUUGCAAAGCGACAGCUCUUCUGCUUCUGUCUCUUCGGCGUUGCCAGAAGCAGUCAUCCUUCAUUCAACCACUGGUAGGCCACAAGCGAUCUUAGCACCUGCAGCAGGAACCGCGGGCGGUCGAAGUGAAAGCUUGUUUGUUGCGGCAGUUGCUGGCCAGCGCGCAAGUUUUGCAGUCACGGCCCGCGGCGUGGCAUACAGCUGGGCCUCUGACGGGCAAGAAGAUAUCUUGCUGGGACGCUCCGCUGCAAACACAGCCCCGGCUGCAAUCCCGACUUUUCUGCAGCUCUCCAUAUGUGUGGCAUGCAUCAGUGCAGGCGCAGACCACGCCCUUGCACUGACUGCACAUGGGCGAGUGUUCACUUGGGGGAUUCUCGAAGCUGCUGUGGGGACUGAGCGCUUUCAGCAGCGUUCCUUCCCGCAGCCCAUGUGUGUGGAAGGGGCAGUGAGGGGCUUGAAAGUCAGCAAAGUUCUGACUGGCCGCAUGUGCAGUGUGGUUGCCUUUCAGGAUUGUGAUACCCUGAUGGGAUGGGACAUGGUGGAGGUUUCAACACUCCAGGGCAAGGGCCAUGUUGACCCAGCCGUAUACGAGUUCCCAUUGACGUACGAGUGUUUUGACUCAAUGGUUUCACCCAAGACGAGCCCCAAGAUGUCACCUUCCAGUUCCAGUCGCUUGGUUGAGAAAGUUUGCACUCCAUCGCCGCGAUCUCCAUCUGCAAUCUGCUCUCCCACCUGCUCUCCAAAGAGCCCAUCAAGCCCUGUGUCACCCACAUCACCAAUGUCACCUUACAGAUCACGUGCCCGAGCCAAAACCCGGCCUUCCGCAAAGUCAAACCUCUGCCUGUGCCACUCUCGAACAUUGCAGCUCCUGCUGCAAGAGUCGCCAGAGCUAGGACUGCCCUUCUCACAUUCGGAAUUGUUCGCUUGGGCGAGCAAGAGGUCUGUGGCUGCACACGCUCGGAGGGAAGAUGACGAGGAGGCCUUCAGGCAGCAGUCCAUUCAAGAGAUGCUUGCGGAGCGCGUCCGCAUUAAGCACCUGAGCAACGUGUCCUUGCUGAGAGAAGUGGCAAGGGCCAGGACCUUCCUUGAGUUUGAUCGCGAGAUUUCCAUGUACCGGAGAGACUGCGUGCUGCGUAGGCCACAGAGGCAGCAGAAAUUUGAAGGUGGCAUCAUUCCAUUUUACAAGCGCAUCCAGCAGGAAGAAACCACGAGACGUUAUCGUCAGCUGCCAUUUCUCAGAGUCAGCAAAGAGCCUUCGAAAUGGCCGUCUCCACCCGAUCCUAGAGACGUCGACAGACGGCUUUGUAGGGUGGAUCUGGCAAGAGAAAUGAAUAUCAAGGUUGGGGAUCGAGUUCGAGUCCUUUAUGGCAGUGAGAAGGGCAAGCACGGUGUCAUCAGCCGGAUCAUCCGUGACAAGAACCAGGUCAUCGUCUCUGGUGUCAGCUUGAAGCGAAGCUUCUGGCACCCUGACCCCGGGCCUGGCAAGCCUUCCAUAGUCUCCGUGGAGUGCCCGAUCCACAUCACCAACGUCGUGCUAGUCGACCCGGUGACGAAGCAGCCGACCAGAGUCAAGAGGCGGUACAUGAUGAACGGCGAAGGUGUUCGAAUCUCCAAGGUCUCUGGUUGUGCUAUGCCCGAGCCUGUUCCGGUGGGCCUCAAUGAGCGUGAAGUCCUCUGGAAGCAGCACGAGGAAGGGGUGCUCCGGCAAGCGAAGGAGCGGCGCGGUCCACCCAAGGAAGACAUCUUUGGAAACAAGGAGCACUUCAAGGCGCUUGUACGCCUCGUUCGUGAACGGCGCGCCGCUGAAGCUGCGAAGGGUGCAGAGGCGUCAAUCUCUCCCUUCGCCGUGGAGUGA